GGUGGCGUGGAUUACGUUGAGUUGUAACAUUUUUCCUUCUCUGGAAAGCCAGUUGGAUGCGCUUUUAGAACCACCGGCCGACGUACAUUGAAGAGACAUCUCUAAAGGGAGUGGCUAGGUGGCUUCUGUUCUUCUCCUCUCCAUCCCUGGCACAGGUCUCAAUGAAAAGCCGUUACUCGCACAGAGACUAAUCACGGCAGUGGAAGAGGAUGGCCGUCCACGCAGAGGGGAUCGUGGCUAUAGUGAUCUUCUACUUGCUGAUUCUGGGCGUGGGGAUAUGGGCCGCGUGGAAGAACAAGAACUCAGGGGUGUCAGAGGGCCAGGACCGCAGUGAAACCAUCAUGGUGGGCGGGAGGGACAUUGGGUUGUUUGUCGGUGGAUUCACUAUGACGGCUACAUGGGUGGGCGGCGGCUACAUCAACGGGACCGCGGAGUAUGUCUACCUGCCUGACUUCGGCCUGGCCUGGGCACAGGCUCCCUUCGGAUACGCCCUCAGUCUGGUAGUAGGUGGCCUGUUCUUCGCCAAGCCCAUGCGCUCCCGGGGAUACGUCACCAUGCUGGACCCGUUCCAGCAGAUAUACGGGAAGCGUAUGGGGGGGCUGCUCUUCAUUCCGGCGCUUAUGGGGGAGAUUUUCUGGUCCGCUGCCAUCUUGUCAGCGCUGGGGGCUACUCUGAGUGUGAUCGUGGACAUUGACAUCAACAUGUCAGUGGUGAUCUCAGCCCUAAUAGCUAUCUUCUACACCCUGGUGGGAGGGCUGUAUUCUGUAGCCUACACUGACGUGGUCCAACUCUUCUGUAUCUUCCUGGGACUGUGGGUCAGUGUGCCAUUUGCUCUGUCCAACCCAGCCGUGUCAAGCAUCAGUGUGACAGCUAAAGAGGCUGUGUACCAGACACCCUGGUUGGGUAAGAUAGACUCAGCAGACACCUGGAUGUGGAUCGACAACUUCUGUCUUCUGAUGUUGGGGGGGAUUCCGUGGCAGGUGUAUUUUCAACGGGUUCUCUCUGCCUCUUCAGCUACCUACGCCCAGGUACUGUCCUUUAUCGCUGCCGCAGGCUGCCUGGUCAUGGCUGUCCCCUCCGUUCUCAUAGGAGCUAUAGGAGCCUCCACAGACUGGAACCAGACUACAUAUGGGGCAAUUCCUCCCAAAGAGAAAGACCAAUCAGAUAUGAUCCUGCCCAUCGUGCUGCAGCACUUGUGCCCACCCUGGAUCUCCUUCUUUGGCCUGGGAGCGGUGUCUGCCGCUGUGAUGUCAUCAGCUGACUCCUCCAUUCUAUCGGCCAGUUCCAUGUUCGCCAGAAACAUCUACCAGCUGGCCUUCAGACAGUCUGCGACAGACCGUGAGAUUGUGUGGGUGAUGCGUAUCACCAUCUUUGUGUUCGGCGCUCUUGCCACCGCCAUGGCGUUGCUAACGGGGACCGUGUAUGGCCUGUGGUACCUGAGCUCCGACCUGGUGUAUGUUAUCAUCUUCCCCCAGCUGCUCAGCGUGCUCUUCAUCAAGGGAACCAACACAUACGGCUCGGUGGCCGGCUAUGUCUUUGGUCUGCUGCUGCGUAUCGGGGGAGGAGAACCCUACCUCAAACUACCCCCUUUUAUCUACUACCCCGGCUGGGUGCAACAGGAGAAGAUCCACCACCUGACUGGAGACGUGGAGUACUUCAUCCAGCAACGCUUCCCCUUUAAAACGGUCUCCAUGCUGGCCUCCUUCCUGGGUAACGUGGCCUUCUCCUACCUGCUCAAGUACCUGUUUGAGUCUGGGACUCUGUCUCAUAAGUAUGACUUCAUGGAUGCUGUGGUGUCCAAACACAGUAAGGAGAUCAUGGACAAGACCACGCUGGUUAGUAGUGACAACAUCAUCCUGUCGGAGAUGGCGCCGGUCAAAACGCACCUCAGCAACUCACUGGCGGGGACAUUUACGAACACAGAGGCUCUCAGUGACGAUGAGGAGUCCAGCCCUGAGUCCUUAAACAACCACCAUGAGUAGAGACCAGGAAGUAGAGACCAGGACCAGGACCAAGACCCAGAGCCAGACCUGGACCCAGAACCAAGUAGAGCCAAGGUCAGGGGUGGCCAGCCCUCCUGGAGAGAUACCAUCCUGCAGAUCUUUGCUCCUGCUCUAACAUACCUGAUGCUAUUAAUCAGCUGCUCAACAGGAUCUUGAACAGCUUAACCAGGUGUGCUAUAGUAGGGCUGGAGAAAAAGCCUGCAUACCCAAUAGCUCUCCAACAGAAGGGUUAGCCAGCCCUGAUAUGGAGCCUUUAACUGAGACCCAGAGAAGGUCUGUCUAGCAUCCAACCCCCUUGUGUUCUCAUCAUAUCAACCACUGACUGACUCUCUAAAUCAAACACCACCGCCAUCUUAGUUUUCUGUUUUCAGUGCCUGGUCAUGGCUGUCCCCUCCGUCCUCAUAGGAGCUAUAGGAGGCUCCACAGGUACACACACACACACACACACACACACACACACACACACACACACACACACACACACACACACACACACACACACACACACACACACACACACACACACACACACACACACACACACACACACACACACACACACAAACACUUCUGCAUUGAGUUAAUUAAACAUUACAAGACGUUUUGUUCAAAUAUCCAUGAAUGCACACAUUAUUUACUAAAGAAAAGUAUGAUAAAAAAAACACAUCAUUCUCUAUUAGUUUGUUCCCACAAUGUAACUCAGCUCAGAUGUAUAAACCCACUGGCAGGAUACAGUGGGAUAUAAACAACACCAGACUGCUCCUGUCAUACAGCACGGAGAAGAAUUCAUUAGGAGAUGUGACUUCUGUGAAUAUUACAUCAGAAGGAAGACUAAUUAAUUAGGUUGAUCUGAAGAUUCUUCAUCAAAGUCAUCGUUAAUCGACAGCUGUUUGUUGAGGUCCAGAGGAGAGAGGGAAAGGGUCUAUCUAGCCAUCCAACCCUCUCGUGUUCGCAUCAUAUCAACCACUGUCUGACUCUCUGUAAAGCGAACACCACCGCCAUUGUAGUUUUCUGUUGUCAGUGCUGCUACAGUAAAUUGAGUUAAUGUAAAGGUAAGGUAACUGAUCUUGGUUAACCCAGAAUUUAAAUCCUACGUAAUUUCAGCUGCGUGGUUAUGUGUUAGAAAUGGAACAUUUUCAGUUUGCAAAGCCAAAGCACACAUGCGAAGCAGUAGAAGCGAAGCAGUUUAAGCACCGCCUUUUCCCAAUCCUGAUACAUUCAAAUAACCAGUGACGAAAACCCAAACACUGGAACUACUGCUGCUUGUUGUCCAAUGCAUCCAAUCCCUUCACAAAAGAUGAUAUGGUUUACGAGCAGAUAUCUGUCCACAAGAGUUUACAGAUAACUGUCUGUCUGUCUCUCUCACUAGGGAGGUCUGAGAGGGACGCCAGCCCAGAGGGUGAUGAGAAUAGUGCAAUAUUUAAGUGUGUGUGUGUUUGUGUGUUUGUGCGUUUGUGUGUGUUCGUAAAAAUGUACUUAUAAUUAAUUUACUAAUAGAGCAAUAAUGAUUUUAGAGUCCAUGCUGUACAUAGAUCUAGAUAUGAAUAUCAGUCAUUCAAAACCGUUGAUUGUUUUUUAAUUAUUGAGAACAAAUAGAUUUCAAGCUAUUUUUAAAUUGUGCGCUCUUAAUCCAAUUUACACACAAUCACCAGGUACAGGUUAAAAUAUUCAGUACUAACAUUAUUUUCAUAGUAACUGGAUUUGAACAGGGUUGAAAAGCCAAACCCAAAUUCUGUUCCAUGUUGUGCAUGUGCCAAAAUCCUCCUCUCUGCAGGUGUAGAAGUUUAAUACUGUGCUAUUGUGUUGGAGGGGAACGCUUGCUUUAUUUCACAGUCUUAUAUCAGAUUAUAAGGGCCAGGUUUUACUCAAUAUGUGUUAGUAAUAUAGGUGAACAAGCCUUUAAUGCUUUAUUAAUGGGUGUACUGGUUGAAAUUGGACCUGGCUGUGGCUUUAGGUAGUCCAUCUGCUUCCCAAAAUUACACCCUAUUACCUAUGUAGUGCACUACUUUUGGCCAGAGCCACAUACGUUUGGGUAGUGUAGUGUAUACAGGGAAUAAGGUGCCAUUUGAGAGUUGCCCCAUGAUGGUUUAUUCCCCUCUAAACUGUCAUUGACUGCAGAGCGGCAGCAGAGCGGCAGGGGGGCUUGUGGAGGCUGAGUUGUGAUUUCCCCUCCAGGGAUUGUAUCAAUAACCCGUUGGCACGAUCAAUUAAAUUCUGCUCUGUCCACUCUGUCCAUCUGCCCUGAGGACAUUUGAUUAGUGUUUUUUGCUGGUUAUGAGCUGAGACAGGAAAAUAACAGCAUUAGUUGUUUUGGUGUCAGUGGUUGUAGUGAUUGGAAGCAGAGCUGGUCCUAUGCUGAGUGAAUUAGCUACCUAUCUGUUAUCACAGUUAUUACAGUUUGAUGGGUGAACACUGAGGAAGGUCUGUUGACCAAAACGUUGGUCAGAGAAAACAGAUUUGAGAUUGUGAUGGAAAUUGCAGUUGUUAUUUGAUGUUGUAGGGUAUUUCUGUUCUCUGGUUGACUCCUCCCACUGUAUUUCUGUUCUCUGGUUGACUCCUCCCACUGUAUUUGCUGGUAAGGUCUGCUGGUGUUUACAGUCUUAAGUUAUAGUUUGAAUCUGUUUGAAUCUGUUGAAUUAUGCCCUUAAUAUGGGUCGUUUUGGGAGUAUUGGGAGCUGGUCUGAUGCUGGCCUGAUGCUAUAUUCUAAGUGUCAGAGUGGAAUUGUGUGUCCAGGCAAUCUGUACAAAAUGUGAAUGUAAAGUCUCCUCUCCUUCACCAAGGAGACGACUCUGUGCUGUUUUAUCUUCUAUCACUGGAAAAUAUAUCAUUGUUUAAACUAAAGAAUAAGAAACAUAAUCAUGUCAGUUGCUCGGCUGGCUGUACUAAAUGUGCUUCUAUGUUGUAAAUGGAAAUGUAUAUUUUUGUGUGAUACAUGUAUAUACCAACAAAGUCAGCAUAUGAACAAAUGGAUCAUACUUUUUAAUGCAACGUUAGAAAUGAUUUAUCCUUUUGGUGAGGAGAAAUAAAAGCUAAGAAUUUAUUUAUUACUUAUGCAGUGUCCAUAACAAUUAUGGUGAUGAAUAUGUGAGGUAAAUAAAUUAUAUUAUUUA
This is a messenger RNA of Oncorhynchus mykiss (rainbow trout), 5114 nucleotides long. Its product is annotated as high-affinity choline transporter 1-like. Gene Ontology annotation, molecular function: choline:sodium symporter activity. Gene Ontology annotation, cellular component: perikaryon; plasma membrane; synapse. Gene Ontology annotation, biological process: transmembrane transport; choline transport; acetylcholine biosynthetic process. The record is from RefSeq and is a predicted model, not a curated record. Lineage: Eukaryota; Metazoa; Chordata; Actinopteri; Salmoniformes; Salmonidae.